Messenger RNA from Scylla paramamosain (green mud crab), 2172 nucleotides. Its product is annotated as lysophospholipase D GDPD1-like. The transcript is spliced from 7 exons. The record is from RefSeq and is a predicted model, not a curated record. Gene Ontology annotation, molecular function: phosphoric diester hydrolase activity; phosphatidylcholine lysophospholipase A1 activity. Gene Ontology annotation, biological process: glycerophospholipid catabolic process. NCBI's taxonomy places the organism in Eukaryota, Metazoa, Arthropoda, Malacostraca, Decapoda, Portunidae. Bases 1 to 978 code for a protein of 325 amino acids. Gene Ontology annotation, cellular component: endoplasmic reticulum membrane.
AUGGUCAUAGAAAUGAUACUUGCUGUCCUAGUGGGAUGUUACAUCAUCUCUUCGUUGAUUUUGUUUAAGUUUCCUAUGCUGGUACACAAGAGGAAAGACGUGAAGUUCGUGUGUCGUCACAUCAGCCAUCGAGGAGGUGCAGGGGAAAAUUAUGAAAAUACAUUAUCAGCUUUCAGACAUGCAGUGGAGCUGGGUACUGACAUGCUGGAAUUGGACUGUCAGCUGACCAGGGAUGGCCAGGUUGUGGUAUCACACGAUUCUGUCCUUGAUGUGCGGACGGAGUUAAAGGGAGCAAUAUCUGAGUAUGACUAUGCAGAACUUCCACCAAUCAAAGAGCACAUUCCUGUGGACUUCAUGCCAGGAACUUCAUUUUCAAGCAAGAGCGAAGACAGAAGAUUUCCACUGCUUGAAGAAACGUUCCAACAUUUCCCAAGCACCCCCAUCAACAUUGACAUAAAAACUGACAAUAAUGAGCUCAUUGAAAAAGUUAGUGAUCUGGUCAAAAAGUAUGGGCGAGAACAUAUAACAGUUUGGGGCAAUAUCAAGGAUGUAGUGACACGGAAGUGCUACAAGAUGAAUCCCAAUGUUUGCUUGCUCUUCAGCGCCCGGCGUGUGUGUGUUAUGCUCCUUCAGCUCUACACGGGAAUACUGCCAUUCAUGCCUGUCAAGGAAACUCACCUAGAAAUUUUCAUGCCAGCACAUAUGAUGAAAAUCUAUAGCAGCCGUUUUGAUGUGAAAUGGUGGCACAUCAUUGUUGCAAAAAUUGCCAACAUGCUACUAAUUAGGCGUUCUCUUUUUGAGCACCUGUCUAAAAGAGGAGUGCAGACCUACUUAUGGGUGAUGAACACUGAAGAAGAUUUCCGCUGUGCCUUUGAGACAGGAGCUACAGGGGUAAUGACAGACUAUCCCACUAAACUGAAGACAUUCCUUGAGGAGAAUCCUCAGUAUUGCCUCAAUCACAAACUCAGCCUCACUUAAGGUUACCCUUCAUCUCUUCACAUGAUCACAUUUGGUUCACAUGAUAAGUGACAACAGUGGUUAUGAAGUGUUGAAUAAUCAUCUGUUACAUCCAUGUAAGUACAAGGAUACAUUGCAAUAGUUUUGGGUGCUGAUGCAUGUUGUGUCACAAAAAUAUUGAACAUAUUUGUGGAGCUUGAUAGGCCUUCAAGAGCUUCUUUUUUAUUUUUCAUAAGUAUUUAAAGACUGUACUUAAGGCAAUGGUGCAGUAAUUUAUCAGGUUCAUGCCCCUUGUGAUAUUUGUUGUUCAUGCAGAAAUAUGAAUAUGUCAUUUAAAAUGCAAUCCAGAUUGAAAAGUCUUUAUCAGUGCCUAAUUUUAAGAUUGAAAUUUCCAUUUGUAUGUGUACCAUAUUAUUUGAAAAGUAACUUUGCUUUACAGCUUUUGCUGUGUUUCAGUAUCUUACAAAUCGCAACUCAUCAUAGGAAGUAAAUUACUGAUCUAUAAUUUGCACUUUCAGUAACUUCCUGCCUUAUUUUUCAUGUAGUGUCAGUUGCUGGGAGCUUUAUCAAAUCAACAACAUAAUUUGAACACAGCAGCACAACAGGACUUUGUUCACUCUGUAAUUCAACCAUUUAUGCAGCACUUAAACGAGAUUUGGUAUUCAAAGAUACCAUUGGAACAUUACAUUGCUUUGGAGAAUAGAGAACGUAGUCAGACACGAUAAAUAGUAAGUAAUAAUGUAGGAAUAAAGAUACUUAUUAUUUAUUAUAAAUUCUUCUGACUAGUAAUAUGCAUUCAAUAAGACACUUAACCAGAUGGAAGCACUAGUAGUUGAUCACCAGCAUAUUUAGACAGAUGAAACCCCCUCAUGUGGUUACCAUAGUAUGUAGUCAUCUAUUCUACUUUCCAUAGGUGGGUGUUAUCACGAUAAAUUAUCGCGAUAAGAAUAUUGGGUUAUUGGUUAUCUGAUAAUUAUUUUUCCUGCAUUAUCAAUUCAUUGGUAUCACCAAUACUUUUGGUUCCAAACUAGUAAUAAUCAGUAAUUCUAGUUUUUAGAACAUGAACAUGUUGAAGUUUUAAACUUUCAAAACCAAAUGUUAUUUUACUUAAAACUACUUUUCAUUAGUGAAGAGACAAGAUAAACAUUGAAUUUGAAGAUUUCUAAAGUUUUUCUAAUUAUUCUAAGAUAGAUAUAAAAUAAAGACUUGGAAUUA